AUGACUGAGAAAGGAGUUCACAUAGAAGGUGUCGACUACUAUACCUUGACCGAGCGCCCACAAUCUGGCAAUGGCCACCCCGAGCGCCAUGUCCUGCUAGCCCAUGCACUCAUGAGCAACCUCCACAUGUACGACCAAACCGUCAAAGCUCUAACCAAUGCCGGCUUCACAACCAUUCGCUUCGACCACAUCGGUCACAACAACACCCCAGCUCCAUCCAGCAAUGCAUCAUACCAUAUGGAUGAUCUCACCCGACACAUGCACCAGCUCGUAGAAGCGACAACCGGUCAGAAACACCUUCAUGCAGUGAUCGGGUGCAGUAUAGGCGGUGUUCUGGCCUUGCGUUACGCCAUGUUAUAUCCUGGGAACGUCGAAAAGGUCAUAUCCAUUGCAGCGCCUGGGAUUGUGACUCCGGAGCCGUCCAAAGCACUCUGGUCGCAACGCAUAGAGCAGUUCGAGGAAGACUCGCGGAGUGGAGGCAGUGUGCUUUGCCACGCAACAGUGAACCGCUGGUUUCCUGGCGAAAGGGCUGAAGAUGAUUCGGUCCGGGCAGAGGCACUAUCGCAUGUCAAGACUUGCUCCUUGGCCGGGUACAAGAUGCUCGCGGACACGAUUAGGGAUUAUGACUACGGGGACGAGGUUCGAGGGAUUAGAGAUGUGAAGUGUUUGGUCGUUGCUGGGAGUGAGGACAGUGCGGUCAGUCCGGGCUUGCUGAAGGACGUGGCGAGCAGGAUUGUUGGAGCGGAGUUUGUGAGGAUGGAGGGUGCUGGGCAUCUGCCGCCUAUGCACAAGGUGGAGGAGCUCAACGGGAUGAUGUUGGCGUUUUUGGAGGGUUGA
Molecule: messenger RNA, 837 nt
Organism: Fulvia fulva
Lineage: Eukaryota; Fungi; Ascomycota; Dothideomycetes; Mycosphaerellales; Mycosphaerellaceae
Exons: 1
Coding region: 1-837 (278 amino acids)
Source: RefSeq, a predicted model, not a curated record